Knipowitschia caucasica is the source of this 2556-nucleotide messenger RNA. The record is from the annotation of a GenBank genome assembly. Lineage: Eukaryota; Metazoa; Chordata; Actinopteri; Gobiiformes; Gobiidae.
AUGGGAUCACUAGUGAACCAUGUGAUCACCAGUGGACCAUGGGGUCACCAGUGUACCAUAGGAUCACUGGUGUACCAUGUGAUCUCCAGGCCGCCCCGCACCAAGCCGCCCCGCACCAAGCCGCCCCGCACCAAGCCGCCCCGCACCAAGCCGCCCCGCACCAAGCCGCCCCGCACCAAGCCGCCCCGCAUCAAGCCGCUCCGCACCAAGCCGCUCCGCACCAAGCCGCUCCGCACCAAGCCGCUCCGCACCAAGCCGCCCAGUACCAAGCCGCUCCGCACCAAGCCGCUCCGCACCAAGCCGCUCCGCACCAAGCCGCUCCGCACCAAGCCGCUCCGCACACAGCCGCCCAGUACCAAGCCGCUCCGCACACAGCCGCCCAGUACCAAGCCGCUCCGCACACAGCCGCCCAGUACCAAGCCGCUCCGCACCAAGCCGCCCAGUACCAAGCCGCUCCGCACCAAGCCGCCCCGCACCAAGCCGCUCCGCACACAGCCGCCCAGUACCAAGCCGCCCCGCACCAAGCCGCCCAGUACCAAGCCGCCCCGCACCAAGCCGCCCCGCACCAAGCCGCCCAGUACCAAGCCGCCCCGCACCAAGCCGCCCCGCACCAAGCCGCCCCGCACCAAGCCGCCCCGCACCAAGCCGCCCCGCACCAAGCCGCCCCGCACCAAGCCGCUCCACACCAAGCCGCCCAGUACCAAACCGCCCUGCAUCAAGCCGCUCCGCACCAAGCCGCCCAGUACCAAGCCGCCCAGUACCAAGCCGCCCCGCAUCAAGCCGCUCCGCACCAAGCCGCUUCGCACCAAGCCGCUCCGCACCAAGCCGCUCCGCACCAAGCCGCCCCGCACCAAGCCGCUCCGCACCAAGCCGCUUCGCACCAAGCCGCUCCGCACCAAGCCGCCCAGUACCAAGCCGCUCCGCACCAAGCCGCUCCGCACCAAGCCGCUCCGCACCAAGCCGCCCCGCACCAAGCCGCUCCGCACCAAGCCGCUCCGCACCAAGCCGCUUCGCACCAAGCCGCUCCGCACCAAGCCGCCCAGUACCAAGCCGCCCAGUACCAAGCCGCUCCGCACCAAGCCGCCCCGCACCAAGCCGCCCCGCACCAAGCCGCCCCGCACCAAGCCGCCCCGCAUCAAGCCGCUCCGCACCAAGCCGCUUCGCACCAAGCCGCUCCGCACCAAGCCGCCCAGUACCAAGCCGCUCCGCACCAAGCCGCUCCGCACCAAGCCGCUCCGCACCAAGCCGCUCCGCACCAAGCCGCUCCGCACCAAGCCGCUCCGCACACAGCCGCCCAGUACCAAGCCGCUCCGCACACAGCCGCCCAGUACCAAGCCGCUCCGCACACAGCCGCCCAGUACCAAGCCGCUCCGCACCAAGCCGCCCAGUACCAAGCCGCUCCGCACCAAGCCGCCCCGCACCAAGCCGCUCCGCACACAGCCGCCCAGUACCAAGCCGCCCCGCACCAAGCCGCCCAGUACCAAGCCGCCCCGCACCAAGCCGCCCCGCACCAAGCCGCCCAGUACCAAGCCGCCCCGCACCAAGCCGCCCCGCACCAAGCCGCCCCGCACCAAGCCGCCCCGCACCAAGCCGCCCCGCACCAAGCCGCCCCGCACCAAGCCGCUCCACACCAAGCCGCCCAGUACCAAACCGCCCUGCAUCAAGCCGCUCCGCACCAAGCCGCCCAGUACCAAGCCGCCCAGUACCAAGCCGCCCCGCAUCAAGCCGCUCCGCACCAAGCCGCCCCGCACCAAGCCGCUCCACACCAAGCCGCCCCGCAUCAAGCCGCCCUGCAUCAAGCCGCCCCGCAUCGAGCCGCUCCGCACCAAGCCGCUCCACACCAAGCCGCUCCGCAUCGAGCCGCUCCGCACCAAGCCGCUCCACACCAAGCCGCUCCGCACCAAGCCGCCCACCGCUCCACACAAGCCGCUCCGCACCAAGCCGCCCCGCACCAAGCCGCUCCACAUCAAGCCGCCCCGCAUCGAGCCGCUCCGCACCAAGCCGCUCCGCACCAAGCCGCUCCGCACCAAGCCACCCCGCACCAAGCCGCUCCGCACCAAGCCGCUCCGCACCAAGCCGCUCCACAUCAAGCCGCCCCGCAUCGAGCCGCUCCGCACCAAGCCGCUCCGCACCAAGCCGCUCCGCACCAAGCCGCUCCGCACCAAGCCACCCCGCACCAAGCCGCUCCGCAUCAAGCCGCCCCGCAUCGAGCCGCUCCGCACCAAGCCGCUCCACACCAAGCCGCGCCGCACCAAGCCGCUCCGCACCAAGCCGCUCCGCACCAAGCCGCUCCGCACCAAGCCGCUCCGCACCAAGCCGCUCCGCACCAAGCCACCCCGCACCAAGCCGCUCCGCAUCAAGCCGCCCCGCAUCGAGCCGCUCCGCACCAAGCCGCCCCGCACCAAGCCGCCCCGCAUCGAGCCGCUCCGCACCAAGCCGCCCCGCACCAAGCCGCCCCGCACCAAGCCGCAACGCGCCGCUCCACAACCCCCCGCACUACGCCACACCACACCGUACCACGCAGCACCGUGCAAAGGAGGUGGGGCCGCCGUGUGA